CUCAAGCUCAAGUCAACUUUCAGGACCUUCCCCAUCAGGCAUCCAGACUUUCGACUUCAUUCGCAUCACUCGAUCCCGUGUGUCCUCGCCCUAUCAUCCUAGGUCUCGCGAACCCGCUGCCUAACCAUGACUUCUCGGUUGUCCACCCUCGACUUGGUGGCUAAGGUCGAUGCCUUCCCUUACGCGGACCGGGAUCCCGAGGCUUACGCCCAGAUCAUGAAGUCUUUCUACACGUUCGUCUGGGAAGACCAACAGGGCCAGGUACCCAUAGGCUACGUGAAGUUGGACAUUGUCGAUGCACUCAACAAAGCCCCGGCAACUCUCAAAGGGCAGUUAGGGUUGCACAUCGAUGUCUCUAAUAGGACUGUGGUGCUCUUCCGUGAUGCCCCGGACAAAACCUACGAGGAACGCACUCGGCUUGUCGGAGAGCUCACUGCGCUUUGGCGUGAACAAGAAGCAUUUGCCAUCCUCAAGAGCUGGCGAAACGAGCUGUGGCCAGUUUAUGGUCGCAGCAAGGAGCUCGUGUUCAGCAUAGAGCGGGCAGCCAUGGGCCUCUUUGGAACCACACGUUACGGCGUGCAUAUGAACGCCUUCAUCAGACAUCAGGACGCCAGCAGCAAGUAUGACUUGAGAAUCUGGGUUCCCAGGCGGUCCGCCACCAAGUCGACCUAUCCGAGCAUGUUGGACAACGCGGUAGCGGGCGGCUUGAUGACCAAUGAAGACCCCUUCGAAUGUGUCAUCCGUGAGGCGGACGAAGAGGCUUCACUGUCCGAGCAUAUCGUGAGGAACAACGCCAAAGAGGUCUGCACCAUCACUUAUAUCUACAUCACGGACGAGCGCGCGGGAGGCGAGGCGGGGCUGAUCUACCCGGAAUGCCAAUGGAUUUAUGAUCUAGAGCUACCUGCGGAUGGAAGUGUCGUCCCCGAGCCAAAGGACGGCGAGGUCGAGAGCUUCAGCUUGUGCACAGUGGAGGAGAUCCAGGAACAGCUCGCCCAGGGAAUGUGGAAGCCGAACUGUGCAGUCGUCAUGCUCGAUUUCUUCGUUCGGCACGGCAUUUACACGCCUGACAACGAGCCGCAUUACGACGCAUUUCGCGACCGGGCUCAUCGACAUAUCGCCUUUCCCGGUCCUCAUCAGGCCCGAAUCCAUCGAGCACCUUCCGCAGAGCACUAGCUCUCUCAAAGGUAGAUGGACAUCCCUUGGCUCGGUAGCGACAUAAAUACAGGUACUUGCUUCCGGGUAUCGUUUGAUUCAUUACUUUCCCCAGACCCCUUUUCCCUAGGAUAUGCCUUUUCUGGUCCACGCAUAACCUUAAACGCCCGUUCGCCCUCCAAAGGUCCAAUGAAUGUUGCUCGCGCCCUAGACUCUUGAUCGGUCUAAUGUUAUUCAGCCGCUGGAAACAUUUGCUUUUUUCCAUUUUUAUUCUCCGGAAGUUUCAGCUCUCAAGCGUUCCUGUUGGCGAGGAGGUAGACGUAGUCGACACGCAGGGGCGUGAGCUUCUUGUAGGGGCCGUCGAGGGCCAUCAGAAGACCACCGUAGGACAUAUACGCCUUGCUAGAUUUUGCAAGGGAACCAGUCAGCAACUCUUUUUCCCCGAA
Molecule: messenger RNA, 1598 nt
Organism: Neurospora tetrasperma FGSC 2508
Lineage: Eukaryota; Fungi; Ascomycota; Sordariomycetes; Sordariales; Sordariaceae
Exons: 2
Coding region: 127-1173 (348 amino acids)
Molecular function (GO): 8-oxo-dGDP phosphatase activity
Source: RefSeq, a predicted model, not a curated record